UUUAGUCGUUAUCAUGAUUAAAAUAUAAAUUGUAUUCGCCUAUAAUUAGUAAAAAGCACUUUAAACGUUAUUAGGUUUUUUUUUUAGAAGUGUGAUGUAUUUCUAAAUAAAUGAAAAUUUUAGUCGGUUAAUGUUUUGGAAUGGUAUUAUUAAAGAAAUAAAUUAAUGUUUAAACUUUGUAAUACCGUAUAUGUCUACAAUCCUUUUAUGUUUUCAGAGAACCAGAAAACGAAGGUGCGAAGAUGGGUCUCCCGCACAUCACGUCAUUCUGCUGGUGCCUCGGUCUUGAGGCCGGGACCAAGCUCAUCGGCUACGUACAUUUGAUCUUAUCCUUCGCGCUGAUGGUAGUAAGCGCUUUGUACGCGGAGAGCCUACGAGCUCUCGCGGGUACAGUAGAGGAUGCAGAGGACCACCUGUAUAGUACGUGGUACAAGAUCUCCAUCGGCGUCGCUGUGUUCACGGUUGUACACGUGCUGCUGGCUGCCACUUUGCUGUACGCCGUGUUUGCGAGGAACACAGUCGCGCUACGCGGCUGGGUGUACGUGAUGAUAGUUCUGUACAUCGUUUCACUCAUCUACGUGAUCGUGUCGAUGACCUUCGGCUUUUCUGCGAGCGGGUCGCACAUCUUCUUGUCUUUCCUAGAAGGGGUUGUCUUCUUUGGUAUCCUGGCGUACUGUAUCCUGUGCGUCAACAGUUAUUAUCUGAUGCUGAAGAGCGCUGAGGAUAUGGAAGGUCCCAACAAAAAUAGCCGUAGUGGCGUUUAAUACGACAGACAAGAAAAGUACCAAUUAUACCUUACUUAAUUUAAGUUUUUAAUAUUGAUCUUUAUAUUUUAAUUAGUUAAUUGAAUAUAUUUGUGUUACGAAUAACGUCAAAGGAAUUAAAAUGGCGUAAUAUUUUA
Molecule: messenger RNA, 901 nt
Organism: Melitaea cinxia (Glanville fritillary)
Lineage: Eukaryota; Metazoa; Arthropoda; Insecta; Lepidoptera; Nymphalidae
Exons: 4
Coding region: 243-764 (173 amino acids)
Source: RefSeq, a predicted model, not a curated record